AUGAGGGCCACAGCCCUGCCCCUCUUUCACCCACCUGCGGUCUCACCGCUCCUGAGCCCCGCCUGCCCACAGGCAACCCGUACUGGACGUCAAAGCGCGACGGCGAGGUGCACCUGCGGCGGGAGGACGCCUUCACCAGCCAGGCGCCCUUCACCGUGCACGACUUGGUCAUACACGGCCAUCAAGUACGCCAACUACGUCGCGCUCGGCUCCAAGCACAGGAACGGCUGGCACCUGCUCACCUACAUCGAGUACUACGAGGAGUGCCGGCGUGCAGCCAAGGCCUUCCUCAAGAUCCAGGGCUCCUUGAAGCACCUCAAGGCCAUCGUCCAGUACAAGGAGGAGAUCCGGACCCGGCUGCAGAACCUGUAUUCCGUAGGUCCUCACCGGGAGGGCAGGGUCGGGGCUGUGGCGCAGGGGUUGAGGCCUCAGGCUCAAGGGUCCCCUUCCCCCAACCACCACCACCGUGAGCCGCAUACCACCCCAUCCCCCACCGCCUCUCUGCAGUGGAGAGGGUUCCUGGACCUGGCUGACGGCGUCUCGGAAGACACGCUGGACCGGGUCAUCGACUCCCAAAAGCCCAACCAGUGCUGUGCCCUGGUCUAUAGCCUGUCGGCCACCGGCCCCCCAAAGGCCAUGAUGCUCAGCCACGACAACAUCACCUGGACCACGGUGGCCACGGCCCAGAGGCUGUCCUACAGGUGCCCCCCGGAGGAGCAGGAGGUCCUGGUGAGCUACCUCCCCCUCAGCUACAUGGGGGCCCAGCUCUUCGACAUGUGGGUGUCCAUCUCUGUCGCCGGAGCCCUCUACUUUGCCCAGCCGGAUGCUCUGAGGGGCUCCCUGAUAGACACGCUGCGGGAGGUGAAGCCCACCCUGUUCCACGGCGUCCCAUGGGUCUGGGACAGGUUGCUGGACAACCUGAAGACCAGUCAGCUCUCGUCGACCCCAUUCCGGAGGAGGAUCGACCAGUGGGCCAUGUGGCUGGGACUCAAGACAAACAGAAAGCGCAUGUUGAGGCAGACCCAUGCCCCGCUGUGCUUCGGCCUGGCCAAGAGGCUGACCUUCAACCAGGCCCGGAGGUUCCUGGGCCUCCAUCACUGCCGGCAGUACUUCAACUUGGGCCUGGGGCUCUCCAGAGCCACCCUGGAUUACUUCCUCAGUCUCAACAUGCCCAUCUUUGAGCUCUACGGCCUGUCCGAGAGCACGGGCAUCCACACGCUCUCCAGGCAGCAGGACUUCCGGCUGCUGAGCUGUGGGAAGUCCCUCCCCAGCACCCACACCAAGACACAGAAGGAAGAUGAGGAGGGCAUUGGGGACAUCUACAUUUGGGGCCGCAACGUCUUCAUGGGGUAUCUCGAUGAUGAGGAGAAUACCCAGGCGAAGAUCGAUGCCCGUGGCUGGUUGCACACGGGGGACCUGGGCUUUAUGGACCCUGAUGAAUUCCUCUAUGUCGUGGGCAACGCCAGAGAUAUCAUCACCCUCAGCUCAGGCGAGAAGAUCAACCCGAACCCCAUCGAGGAGCGGGUGAAGAGGCACAUCCCCAUCGUGCGCUACGUCAUGCUGGUGGGCCAGGACGCGCCGUACCUGUGUGCCCUGCUCACGCUGAAGUGUCAGAUCAACACGGACACAGGGGAGCCCCGGAACGCACUGACCAGCGAGGCGGUCGCUUUCUGCCGGCAGCUCAGGAGCCAGGCCACCAGGCUGUCGGACAUCGUGUACGACGGAGACCCAGUGGUCUUGGAGUUCAUCAGCCAGGGCAUUGACGCUGCCAACGCGGAGGUCGUCUCGAGCAGCGCCAAGAUCAUCAAGUGGGCCAUUCUCAGGACGGACUUCUCCAUAGCUGGAGGGGAGCUGGGGGCAACCACCAAACUGAAGAGGGCCAUGGUGGCCAGGAUCUACCAAGCUGAAAUUGAGAGCCUUUAUGAGGAGGACGAGGAGGAAUACUAGCAGACAGCAAAGGCCCGGGGCUUCCUGCUUCAUCCCCGCCUGCCGUCCCCCUCCUUCCGUCCCCCUCUCGGACGAUCCGGACCUUCGAGGAGCUGCCUUCUAGAAGGAGGGAAGCUGCUCCGAGUGCCAAAUGCCGAGCGGGGACAGGUUUUAACUAAGAUGCCCCCUCUGGGGUUGCGUUUUACAUUUAAAGGUAGAAGGUAAUACAAUUGGUGUCACUAAAGCAGCGGUUCUUACCAGGGUGGUCCUGCGCCCCCCUCCAAACACACAUGGUGAUGUCCGGGGACAUUUUGGGUUGUCCCCACUAGGCAGGCAGGGGCUAGAGGCAUGUGGCAGGCGGGUGCAGAGUUUCCCACUAAAGGCUCCGGAAAAGGCAGAGCCAGGUGUGAUCGAGCUCAUAGGUUUCCCCACUUUGAGAACUCCGCACACACUAACAUAAGAGAGGUGCGGGACUGCUGCACAGGCUCGCGACCCCCUGGAGAGACGGUGCAGGAAGGUCCCCUGGCCGUCUGCAGUCACCCAGAGAGAACAGCCAUGGGUUCUCUGCGGACCCACCCAGCGCCAUCAAGGACACGUUUUUUUGGAAACUAAAAU
This is a messenger RNA of Ailuropoda melanoleuca (giant panda), 2541 nucleotides long. Its product is annotated as long-chain-fatty-acid--CoA ligase ACSBG2. The record is from RefSeq and is a predicted model, not a curated record. NCBI's taxonomy places the organism in Eukaryota, Metazoa, Chordata, Mammalia, Carnivora, Ursidae. Gene Ontology annotation, molecular function: long-chain fatty acid-CoA ligase activity. The transcript is spliced from 9 exons. Gene Ontology annotation, cellular component: endoplasmic reticulum; membrane. Bases 1 to 1947 code for a protein of 648 amino acids.